CCAACCUUACGCGAUCUCCAUUUUGUGAAAGCUGCCGAGGCCGAGCCGUGUGUCGUCCCCAAGAACCCCAGAAGACACGAACAAAAGAGUCUAAAGCAGCCGACGGACCGCUAGCUGACCAAGUUAUUAUCCGAAAGGAAAGCAAAUCUUAUCGUAUGUCCGCUAUCCAGAACCUCCAAACUUUUGACCCCUUUGCUGAUGCAACUAAGGGUGAUGACCGCCUCCCAGCCGGGACAGAGGACUACAUCCACAUAAGAAUCCAACAGCGGAACGGGAGGAAGACCCUCACCACUGUCCAGGGCAUCUCCGCCGACUAUGACAAGAAGAAGCUAGUCAAGGCCUUCAAGAAGAAAUUUGCCUGCAAUGGGACAGUGAUUGAGCACCCAGAGUAUGGUGAAGUGAUCCAGCUUCAGGGAGACCAGCGCAAGAAUAUCUGCCAGUUCCUCAUUGAGAUCGACUUGGCCAAGGAGGAGCAGCUCAAAGUCCACGGCUUCUAGGAGCUGCUCUCGACCCACCCCCCUCUCCUCAAAGGCCAUUAAACUCCCCACCCUCCUCCAUCUCUACCCCCUCCUAUGUGCUGCUGUUGCUCUUCCUCCCCCCUCCCCUCUUUGCAAUCCCACCAGCUCCUGUUAGCUAACACGUGAAUUACCUCUGAAACAAACAUGGGACUCUGUAACACCACCGCCCCCCUACAACACCAGGGGGCAGGCUCGCUCUCACAAAGACACACCACUGCAGCUCCACACAACAUCAGGGAUGAGUGGUGAUGACCCUCCCCCACACUUCCACCUCCUCGUCCCUUUUGUUUAUUUCCUUUUAAAAUUUUUCUUUUUAGGUCUCGUGCCACAGUACGGAGGCACAGUCUCAUGUAACGUUUUUGUUUUGUACUCUUAAGGUGUUUCAAUAAAACGAUGAGUCUCCAUA
Molecule: messenger RNA, 924 nt
Organism: Pelmatolapia mariae (spotted tilapia)
Lineage: Eukaryota; Metazoa; Chordata; Actinopteri; Cichliformes; Cichlidae
Product: eukaryotic translation initiation factor 1b
Exons: 4
Coding region: 156-497 (113 amino acids)
Biological process (GO): translational initiation
Cellular component (GO): eukaryotic 43S preinitiation complex
Molecular function (GO): translation initiation factor activity; RNA binding; ribosomal small subunit binding
Source: RefSeq, a predicted model, not a curated record